Molecule: messenger RNA, 1390 nt
Organism: Talpa occidentalis (Iberian mole)
Lineage: Eukaryota; Metazoa; Chordata; Mammalia; Eulipotyphla; Talpidae
Gene: SMTNL1
Product: smoothelin like 1
Exons: 7
Coding region: 1-1359 (452 amino acids)
Biological process (GO): actin cytoskeleton organization
Cellular component (GO): microtubule organizing center; filamentous actin
Molecular function (GO): protein binding
Source: RefSeq, a predicted model, not a curated record
AUGGAGCAGAAGGAAGGGAAGCCCUCUGAGGAUGGGACCGCAGUCUCCCCAUCCACAGAGGCCCCAGAGAAGCUAGGAGGCUCUGCAGAGGAGGAAGCCCAAGGCACAGGGGGGAGAAACGACAAAGAAAACCCUCCAGAGGGGGCCAGAAAGCAGGAAAGAGCACCGGGGAAGGAAGACACUUCCGCUGAAUCCCCAGGAGAAGCAAAUGGGUUGGAUGAGGUCAAGGUGGACUCCAAAGAGGAGGCUGAGCUUCCAAAGGAGGCUCCUCCGGAGAUGACUGAUAGGAAAGAAGAGGCCAAAACUGAAGCCAAGGGGGCUAAGGGAAAAGAGCAGGCCUCGUUGGCCGACUCUGAGAAGCAGAAGACCGAAGAGAAAGAGGCCAAGCCUGGACCUCAGGAGAAAACCGACAUGCAUGAGGAGGCCAAGGCUGAGCCAAAGGUCCAGACUGAAGCCAGGGAGGCUGACGGGAAGGAGGAGGCCACGAGGGCCUCUCAGGAGGACAGAAACAAGACGGAGGAGCCCAAGGCGGAAGCCUCAUCUGCUGGGGCACAUGAGGUCAAAGCUGGCGCUCGGGACACGGACUCGAAGGAGGAGAUGAAGUCAGCAGGUCCUAACGAAGAACAGGACCAGGGUGUAGAGAGAGAAUCAGAGGACAGAACCCCGGGGAGUCCCAGCUCCCCCGAGGAGUGGCCCGAGAGCCCCACAGAGGAGGGCAUCUGCCUCAGCCCAGAUGGGUUGAGUCCAGACACCGCAGCUUCUGGAGAGAGCAGUCCUUCAGCCAGUGAGUCUUCACCCAGCGAUGUGCCCCAGAGCCCCACAGAGCCCCCGCAGGCCCAGGAGAAGAAGAAGGAGAAGGCCCCUCCAGAGCGCAGGGCGUCGGCCCCUGCGCGGCCCAGGAGCACCCGUGGGCAGAACCGCAAAGCCAUCAUGGACAAGUUUGGAGGGGCAGCCUCGGGCCCCACAGCUCUGUUCCGAAACACGAAGGCGGCAGGGGCGGCCAUCGGCAGCGUCAAGAGCAUGCUGCUGGAGUGGUGCCGCGCCAUGACGAGAAACUACGAGCACGUGGAUAUCCAGAACUUCUCCUCGAGCUGGAGCAGUGGCAUGGCCUUCUGCGCCCUCAUCCACAAGUUCUUCCCCGACGCCUUUGACUACGCAGCCCUGGACCCCACGCAGCGCCGGCACAACUUCACCCUGGCCUUCACCACCGCAGAGAACUUGGCCGACUGCGCCCAGCUGCUGGAGGUGGAUGACAUGGUGCGGCUGGCUGUGCCGGACUCCAAGUGCGUCUACACCUACAUCCAGGAGCUGUACCGCAGCCUCGUGCAGAAGGGUCUGGUGAAGACCAAGAAGAAGUGAGGAGCUCGCCGGCCCCAGGAGCAGGGGCUCA